Messenger RNA from Dendrobium catenatum, 537 nucleotides. RefSeq lists its product as uncharacterized. The transcript has a single exon. Bases 1 to 537 code for a protein of 178 amino acids. The record is from RefSeq and is a predicted model, not a curated record. NCBI's taxonomy places the organism in Eukaryota, Viridiplantae, Streptophyta, Magnoliopsida, Asparagales, Orchidaceae.
AUGGAUGUCUGUCACUUAAUCCUUGGCCGACCAUGGCAGUUUGAUGCUGGUGUUAUGUAUGACGAUCGAGCCAACACGUAUUCGUUGGAGUGGAAGGGAAAACGCCUCCGAUUGCUACUAGGCGCCCACGAUGGCAAGCAACCCACUCCCAACGCCACACCUGCUUCUGUGAUGCAGAUCGUCUCAGGUCCGACUUUGUUGUUGAGUUGGCGAGAUUCUUCUACCUUGUGGGCACUUAUAGUUACCGACGCCACGAGCUCUCCGACUGCCCAAACUCCUGAUAUCCUUGCAGAAUUACUUGAGGAAUUCGACGAUUUAUGCCCUCAAGAACUCUCGGCCAUUCUUCCCCCAUUGCGAAAAAUUCAGCAUCAAAUUGAUCUCCAUCCUAAUGCAUCCCUACCGAACCUGCCUCAUUACCGGCUCAAUCCAACUGAGCAACAAAUCAUGCAGGGAAUUAUCGAAGAGCUAUUGAGUAAACAGCUUAUCCAGGCCAGCAUCAGUCCCUGUGCAGUCCCAGCCUUGCUUAUUCCUUCCUAA